AUGGCGCUGGCGGCCGCCCGAGCGCGGACUCUGCGCGCCCUCAGCCGCCCGCGCCCCCCGGGCCGUGUCCCGCUGCCGGUGCCGUCCCGGAGCCGCUGCAGCCCGGCGGGGGCUCCCGGGGCGCUGCCGCCCGGCGGGUACCGGGCGUGGCGGGAGCGGGCGGCCCGCGACCCCGCCGGGUUCUGGGCGGACGUGGCGCGGGGGUGGCUGCGCUGGGACAGUCCCUUCCACACGGCCUGGCAGCCCGGCGACACCGCCGGCUCCGCCCGCUGGUUCCUCGGCGGCCGCCUCAACGUCUCCGUAAAUUGCUUGGAUCAGCACGUCGAAAAGUCUCCAAACAGAGUGGCUUUGAUCUGGGAGAGAGAUGAACCUGGCACUGCAGUGCAUGUCACAUACAGGGAACUCCAGGAUCUGACUUGCCGCCUUGCCAACACGCUGAAGAAGUAUGGGAUCCAGAAAGGGGACAGGGUGGCCAUCUACAUGUCUGUGUCCCCGCUGUCGGUGGCUGCCAUGCUGGCCUGUGCCAGGAUCGGUGCCGUUCACACCGUGGUCUUCGCUGGAUUCAGCGCCGAGUCCUUGGCUGGCAGGAUCAUGGACUCUGGAUGCAAAGCAGUUAUCACAUACAACCAAGGAGUCAGGGGAGGCCGGACCAUAGAGCUGAAGGCAACUGUGGAUGAAGCUGUGAAGAACUGUCCAAGCAUCAAACAUGUGUUUGUGGCUCAGAGGACAGAUAACAAAGUCCACAUGGGUGACCGUGAUAUUCCCCUUGAAGAGGAGAUGAGCAAGGCAGAUUCUGUCUGCCCUCCAGAGCCCAUGGACAGUGAAGAUGUGCUCUUCAUGCUGUACACCUCAGGCAGCACUGGGAAACCCAAAGGAAUUGUCCACACCCAGGCUGGGUACCUGCUGUAUGCUGCUCUCACACACAAGUAUGUGUUUGACUACCAGCAAGGCGAUGUGUUUGGCUGUGUGGCCGACAUUGGCUGGAUCACAGGACACAGCUAUGUUGUGUAUGGACCACUCUGCAAUGGAGCCACCUCUGUCCUGUUUGAAAGCACCCCCGUGUACCCUGACCCAGGUCGUUACUGGGAAGUGGUGCAAAGGUUGAAGAUUAAUCAGUUCUACGGCGCACCUACGGCGAUACGCCUGCUGCUGAAUUAUGGAGAAGAGUGGGUGAAGAAAUAUGACAGAUCUUCCUUGAGGGUUUUGGGUUCAGUGGGAGAGCCCAUCAACAAGGAAGCUUGGCAGUGGUUCUACCAGGUGGUGGGAGAAGGGCGCUGUACCCUCGUGGACACGUGGUGGCAGACAGAAACUGGUGGCAUCUGCAUUGCCCCACGGCCCUCAGAGGAGGAAGCUGAGAUCGUUCCAGCCAUGGCUAUGAGACCUUUCUUUGGGAUUGUGCCUGUGCUCAUGGAUGAGAAUGGAGAGGUGAUAGAGGGCAAUGAUGUGUCUGGUGCCCUCUGCAUUGCCCAGCCAUGGCCUGGCAUGGCCAGAACAAUCCAUGGAGAUCACCAGCGCUUCAUUGAUGCCUAUUUCAAAGCCUACCCAGGUUACUACUUCACAGGGGAUGGUGCUUACAGGAGCCACGAAGGCUACUACCAGAUCACAGGGCGCAUGGACGAUGUCAUUAACAUCAGUGGGCACAGGCUGGGCACGGCAGAAAUUGAAGAUGCAAUGGCUGAUCACCCUGAGGUCCCUGAGACAGCUGUGGUUGGGUAUCCACACAAGAUCAAAGGAGAAGGUGCCUUUGCUUUCAUAGUGCUAAAGGAGCAGACAGCUCAUGUAGACCACAUCAAAGAAGAGCUCAAAACCAUAGUGGCUUCCAAGAUAGCAAAGUAUGCAGUGCCUGACCACAUCCUGGUGGUGAAGCGCCUCCCUAAAACCCGAUCUGGGAAGAUCAUGAGAAGGCUGCUGAGGAAAGUAGUGACUGAGCAAUCGAGCAACAUGGGAGAUGUCACCACUCUUGAUGAUCCAAGCGUCGUCAAGGAGAUACUGGAUGCUUACCAGAAGUACAAGGAGAAGAAUUCCUCGUAACAGGCGGCUCUGGAAUUUCUCUCCUUCGGAAAUGCGGAAGGUCUCAAAUAAGCAGGCAAACAGCACAGCUCUCUCUUGGUGGUUUUUUUAAAAACUGUUUCCUUCUAGGGGAACAAGAUUUUCCAAUCCACACCUUUUUUUGGGAUGGCACAGGGCUAGGAGCAGUCUCCAGUUUUCCACCAUCAGUGAACCCCUUUUCAUUGCGCUCAGGGCUGUGUAGAGCAGCUGUUGGUGGUUUCCAUGAGCUGUGCUGAAAUUUAACAUGAGCUAAAGCAAGAUGCAGAUGCUCUUUUUAAUGUUCCUCUUUUUAAUGUUACUGUACAGGAAAUGUUUUUUACACCAUGCUUCAUGCUGUUUUAAAAGAAGACCUGGAAAACACUUCUUCAAUAUUUUCCUUCAGCUUGGAUAUCUGAGUGUAAGCAGCUGUAUUUCACUGCAACUCUGGUGCCUUUCCAGCAAUUCUGGCUAUUCUAGAAGGUGUUUCAUGUGCAUUACUUACUAGGGACAUGAGAAGGACAUGGCCACUCUGAUAAUUCUUCCUUGACUUUACCCAUUAUUCUAAUAUCUCCUUUCCUCAUGUGGAUUUGUUGCUGCCACCACGUGUCCUGGGGCUUCCCAGAGAUGGUGAGCCUGUGACCCUUCACGUCCCACCUUGGUAACCCAGCACCAGCACUUGCAGCUGCAAAAAGGAGCCACAAAUCCCCCAAUGCCUGGAUUUCCUACAUAUCCUCAGUGCACUGCUGCCAUGCAGAUUUACCAAAGAGUUAAGUGCCACAAACUGCACAGUCCUCUAAAACAAGUGCCUCUUGCCUUCUGGAAAGUGAAGCAGCAUUUUCCAGACCAGCAACCUCAGAACAGCAGGGAAAAACAGCCUUUGUCAUUCCUGUGCUUUCAAGAUUGCAAUUAAUGUAGUCAGUGUUUUAUUUCUGGACUCAUUUUAUCAUGACCACAUUCCAGUUGAAGUGCUCCUUACAUUUGGGCUGUACAGAAGAAUUUGCUAGUAGGGCUACUUAUUCCUGAAUUUAAUUGGAGCAACACUGCUUUUCCCAGGGGAAUUGUGUACCAGAAGGACAAUUUGUGCUCCCACCUGGAGGCAGGGAAGGCAGGAGGGAAAUGGGGAGGUGAUCUGUAGGACUGGGAAAGGUGUGGGGAGUUUUUUGGCCAGCAGAGAUUCUGGCACCACAAUGGGAAGCAGGCUGCUUGAAGUAUGAUAUGUUCUCAAAGACAGGUGUGGUGUCUUAGAUCCCAGAGUUCCACCAGCUGCAUUUGCUUUUUUUAAAAAAAAUUAUUUUAAAUGUCUCUAGGGACUGAAUAAUACAGUAAGGAAUACCAUGCUUUAUUAAACGUCCCCUCCUUCUGACUGAAAUGCAUUUACAUAAGGUAAGUAGACACCCUGUGGACUUGCUAGGAAGUUGAAGAUCAGAAGGUUUGAAGGUUUGACAGGAUGUUAAUAUUUUAGGAGAUAGACAGUAUUUUAUUGCCAUUGCAAUGGAAAAAAGAAAAAACCCAACCUGCCUUCCUUAAGUAAUUUUCAAGUGGGAAACAGACAAGAGUUAAUGUUUUUGAUAGAAAAAGUGCUCUCACUUGUUUAAACAAGUUGUCUCCAGACAGUCUGAAAUAGCAACGUGGAGGAAGAAAAAUUACUUUUGAACAAGAUUAUACACUUUUCCUUUAAUCAAGAAAGCAUUUCUUAUAAUAUGGACGUAAUAUAAGAAAUUAUGUCUUGUUGACCUGAAAUUUCCCUGUGUGUUGUCCCAGUGGUCACAGACCCAUGGUUUAAUCAAUCUGAACUUUCACGAGCACUGUCUGUGUGAGGAGCAAUGUGCUUUGGUGCCUUGGGACACUUGUCAUCCAAUUCCUCUGCUCAGGGAAAAUGAGAGGUGGGUGCACUCAGGGAAAAUGAGAGGUGGGUGCACUCAGGGAAAAUGGGAGAUGGGUGCACUCCCUCCCCCGCAUCCCUUUUGUAUCAGCUUGCAAGGGCUUAGGGAGGUUCCAGGGAGGGUCCAGGCUGGCCAGGAAGCUGCAGAAGCACAAGGAAUGCACAGCUGGCACAGCUGGCACAGCUGUGCUGCAGAUGGAAAGCUGUGGGUGCCACAUCCCUGAAAAUGUUGAAGGCCAGGUUGGAUGGGGCUGUGAGCAGCCUGAUCUAGUGGAAUUUGUCCCUGCCCAUGGCCUUACUGAGUAGGCUGCUCAUAGAAAGCUUUAAAUUGAAAUCAAAAUGUUACAUUUUCCUUCCAGAGUUUAAAGUUUCCAUCCAGAGCAGUCCCCAUUUCUUCUUUCUACCCACUGUGUCUGCCAGCUGCAGCAGUUGCCUCUUCCCUGCAGGCUUGAGCUGAGUUUGCAUUUCCAGCAGCAGCAGCCCUGGUGUGUGAUGACAGUGCUUUCCACUUCAUGGGCAGCAGCUUGUGGCUCAGGGAGGGACUGGCCCACAGAAUUGGUGCUGGUUUCCUCAGUGCCUGAAAUGCCAGGAAGUUUCUGAAGUACCCAGGCCUGCAAGGCUCUUAACACAAGCUGAUCUUCCCCAAUCAUGGUCAGAUAUCAGUGGGAUCACGGGACAAACUUGGGGGCAAUUUCUUCAUUUAGAAAAGCAGAGUUGUUGAAUUUUUCUAAACCUUUGUGUGUUCAUGAGUGAUGUACAUUUUGUUUGUCAGACUGCCUUUGUAUCUUCAUUAAAA
Messenger RNA from Zonotrichia albicollis (white-throated sparrow), 4706 nucleotides. RefSeq names its product acyl-CoA synthetase short chain family member 1 (gene ACSS1). Lineage: Eukaryota; Metazoa; Chordata; Aves; Passeriformes; Passerellidae. Gene Ontology annotation, molecular function: AMP binding; acetyl-CoA synthetase activity. Gene Ontology annotation, cellular component: mitochondrion. The record is from RefSeq and is a predicted model, not a curated record.